Chrysochloris asiatica (Cape golden mole) is the source of this 2737-nucleotide messenger RNA. RefSeq names its product glutamate receptor, ionotropic, AMPA 1 (gene GRIA1). The record is from RefSeq and is a predicted model, not a curated record. Gene Ontology annotation, molecular function: transmitter-gated monoatomic ion channel activity involved in regulation of postsynaptic membrane potential; AMPA glutamate receptor activity. The transcript is spliced from 15 exons. The coding region runs from base 250 to 2730 and encodes 826 amino acids. Gene Ontology annotation, biological process: modulation of chemical synaptic transmission; monoatomic ion transport; synaptic transmission, glutamatergic. NCBI's taxonomy places the organism in Eukaryota, Metazoa, Chordata, Mammalia, Afrosoricida, Chrysochloridae. Gene Ontology annotation, cellular component: plasma membrane; dendritic spine; postsynaptic membrane.
UUUUCCGUGCUCAGUUAAUCUGGCUGUCACUUGCUGUUAACGCUGCAGUUAAAGUGCUCAGAUUCCAGGGGAAACAGACAAACCUCGAAGAAGAAGAAGAAGGAAGCAAGCAAGCAAGGAAGGAAGGAACUGCUGGAGGAAAAGAAGAGGCAGAACAGCGAGAGGAAUAAAGGGAAGUGGGGGGAAAACACCAAAUCUAGAAAUCUAUGAUUGGACCUGAGCUUCUUUUUCGCCAAUGCAAAAAGGAAUAUGCAGCACAUUUUUGCCUUCUUCUGCACCGGUUUCCUAGGCACAGUAGUAGGUGCCAAUUUCCCCAACAAUAUCCAGAUCGGGGGAUUAUUUCCAAACCAGCAGUCACAGGAACAUGCUGCUUUUAGAUUUGCUUUGUCGCAACUCACAGAGCCCCCAAAGCUGCUUCCCCAGAUUGAUAUUGUGAACAUCAGCGACAGCUUUGAGAUGACCUAUAGAUGUUUGUCCGUCCUGCAGAAAGUCCUUGAUACAGCUGCUGAGAAGAAUUGGCAGGUGACAGCAGUCAACAUUUUAACAACUACAGAAGAAGGUUAUCGAAUGCUCUUUCAGGACCUGGAGAAGAAGAAGGAACGGCUAGUAGUGGUGGACUGUGAAUCGGAGCGCCUUAAUGCCAUCCUGGGUCAGAUUAUAAAGCUCGAGAAGAACGGCAUUGGCUACCACUAUAUCCUUGCAAAUCUGGGCUUCAUGGACAUUGAUCUAAACAAGUUCAAGGAGAGUGGAGCAAACGUGACAGGUUUCCAGUUAGUGAACUACACAGACACCAUCCCAGCUAAAAUCAUGCAACAGUGGAAGACCAGUGAUGCUCGAGAUCACACCCGAGUGGACUGGAAAAGACCGAAGUACACCUCUGCGCUCACCUAUGAUGGAGUGAAAGUGAUGGCUGAGGCUUUCCAGAGUCUGCGGAGGCAGAGGAUUGAUAUAUCCCGCCGGGGGAAUGCUGGGGACUGUCUGGCUAACCCAGCGGUGCCCUGGGGACAGGGAAUUGACAUCCAGAGAGCUCUGCAGCAGGUACGGUUUGAAGGCUUGACUGGAAAUGUGCAGUUUAAUGAAAAAGGACGCCGGACCAACUACACUCUCCAUGUGAUUGAAAUGAAGCAUGAUGGAAUCCGAAAGAUUGGUUACUGGAAUGAAGAUGAUAAAUUUGUCCCUGCAGCCACCGAUGCUCAAGCAGGGGGUGAUAAUUCAAGUGUUCAGAAUAGAACAUACAUCGUCACUACCAUCCUAGAAGACCCUUAUGUAAUGCUCAAAAAGAAUGCCAACCAGUUUGAGGGAAAUGAUCGCUACGAGGGCUACUGUGUGGAGCUGGCAGCAGAAAUUGCCAAGCACGUGGGCUAUUCCUACCGUCUGGAGAUCGUCAGCGAUGGAAAAUAUGGAGCUCGAGAUCCUGACACCAAGGCUUGGAAUGGCAUGGUGGGAGAGCUGGUCUAUGGAAGAGCAGAUGUGGCUGUGGCCCCCUUAACCAUCACCUUAGUCCGAGAAGAGGUCAUAGACUUCUCCAAGCCAUUUAUGAGUUUGGGAAUCUCCAUCAUGAUAAAAAAACCACAGAAGUCCAAGCCGGGGGUCUUCUCCUUCCUUGACCCUUUGGCUUAUGAGAUUUGGAUGUGCAUCGUUUUUGCCUACAUUGGAGUGAGUGUCGUCCUCUUUCUGGUCAGCCGCUUCAGCCCCUAUGAAUGGCACAGUGAAGAGUUUGAGGAAGGACGUGACCAGACAACCAGUGAUCAAUCCAAUGAGUUUGGGAUAUUCAACAGCUUGUGGUUCUCCCUGGGAGCCUUCAUGCAGCAAGGAUGUGACAUUUCCCCCAGGUCCCUGUCCGGCCGCAUCGUUGGUGGCGUCUGGUGGUUCUUCACCUUGAUUAUCAUCUCCUCAUACACAGCCAACCUGGCCGCCUUCCUGACAGUGGAGAGGAUGGUGUCACCCAUUGAGAGUGCAGAGGACCUAGCAAAGCAGACAGAAAUUGCUUACGGGACACUGGAAGCAGGAUCCACUAAGGAGUUCUUCAGGAGGUCUAAAAUAGCCGUGUUUGAGAAGAUGUGGACAUACAUGAAGUCAGCAGAACCAUCAGUUUUUGUGCGAACCACAGAGGAAGGGAUGAUCCGAGUAAGGAAAUCCAAGGGCAAGUAUGCCUACCUCCUGGAAUCUACCAUGAAUGAGUAUAUUGAGCAGCGGAAACCUUGUGACACCAUGAAGGUGGGAGGUAACUUGGAUUCCAAAGGCUAUGGCAUUGCAACACCCAAGGGGUCCGCCCUGAGAAAUCCAGUAAACCUGGCAGUGUUAAAACUGAACGAGCAGGGGCUUUUGGACAAAUUGAAAAACAAAUGGUGGUACGACAAGGGCGAGUGCGGCAGCGGGGGAGGUGAUUCCAAGGACAAGACAAGCGCUCUGAGCCUCAGUAAUGUGGCAGGGGUAUUCUACAUCCUGAUCGGAGGACUUGGACUAGCCAUGCUGGUUGCCUUAAUCGAGUUCUGCUACAAAUCCCGUAGUGAAUCCAAGCGGAUGAAGGGUUUCUGUUUGAUCCCACAGCAAUCCAUCAAUGAAGCCAUACGGACAUCGACACUCCCCAGGAACAGCGGGGCAGGAGCCAGCGGGAACGGAAGUGGCGAGAAUGGCCGGGUAGUCAGUCACGACUUCCCCAAGUCCAUGCAAUCAAUUCCCUGCAUGAGCCACAGUUCAGGGAUGCCCUUGGGAGCCACGGGAUUGUAACUGGAGC